GCUAUAAAAUCCCUGUUAUUGAGAACUUGGGUGCCACUCUGGACCAAUUUGAUGCAGUUGAUUUCUCUGACAAUGAGAUCCGUAAACUGGAUGGAUUCCCUCUGUUGAGAAGGCUGAAAACUCUUCUGAUGAAUAACAAUAGGAUUUGUCGAAUUGGUGAAAACCUUGAACAAGCUCUGCCCAGCCUGACGGAACUCAUUCUUACCAACAACAACAUUGCUGAAUUGGGUGAACUGGAUCCGUUAUCAACUAUUAAAUCAUUGACUUACCUGAGCAUUUUAAGGAAUCCUGUAACAAAUAAGAAGCAUUACAGAUUGUAUGUAAUCCACAAAGUUCCCCAAGUCAGAGUGCUGGAUUUUCAAAAAGUAAAACUGAAAGAGCGACAGGAGGCAGAGAAAAUGUUCAAGGGCAAACGGGGUGCACAGCUUGCAAAGGAUAUUGCCAGGAGAACAAAAACCUUCAAUCCAGGUGCUGGUCUGCCAACUGACAAAAAGAAAGCUGGGCCCUCUCCAGGGGAUGUUGAGGCAAUUAAGACUGCUAUAGCAAAUGCCACGACUCUGGCUGAAGUGGAGCGACUGAAAGGCUUACUACAGGCUGGUCAGAUUCCCGGCAGGGAACGAAAAUCAGGCCCGUCGGAGGACGCUGAAGAAGAAAUGGAAGAAGACACGGUUCCCAACGGAUCUUAG
Molecule: messenger RNA, 686 nt
Organism: Cariama cristata (Red-legged seriema)
Lineage: Eukaryota; Metazoa; Chordata; Aves; Cariamiformes; Cariamidae
Gene: SNRPA1
Product: small nuclear ribonucleoprotein polypeptide A'
Exons: 8
Biological process (GO): mRNA splicing, via spliceosome
Cellular component (GO): U2 snRNP
Molecular function (GO): U2 snRNA binding; protein binding
Source: RefSeq, a predicted model, not a curated record